AUGGCACAUCCCUCCCAACUAGGUUUUCAAGAUGCAGCUUCACCUGUAAUAGAAGAACUUCUUCACUUCCACGACCAUGCCUUAAUAAUUGUUUUUCUAAUUAGCACAUUCGUGCUUUAUAUUAUUGUGGCUAUAGUAACAACCAAGCUAACUAAUAAAUUUAUCCUAGACUCCCAAGAAAUCGAAAUCAUUUGAACCCUGCUCCCAGCUAUUAUCCUGAUUCUCAUUGCCCUCCCCUCCCUACGCAUUCUCUAUCUUAUAGAUGAAAUUAACGACCCUCAUCUUACAAUUAAAGCAAUAGGUCACCAGUGAUACUGAAGUUACGAGUAUACUGACUAUGAAGACCUCGGCUUUGACUCAUACAUAAUCCCCACACAAGACUUAGCCCCAGGCCAAUUCCGCCUUCUAGAAGCAGACCAUCGAAUAGUAGUACCAGUUGAAUCCCCCAUCCGGGUCCUAAUUUCUGCCGAAGAUGUACUUCACUCCUGAGCCGUCCCAAGUCUGGGGGUAAAAAUAGACGCCGUCCCAGGACGCUUAAACCAAACAGCAUUUAUUGCCUCCCACCCCGGAAUCUUUUAUGGCCAAUGCUCUGAAAUUUGCGGCGCAAACCACAGCUUUAUGCCUAUUGUGGUAGAAGCGGUACCACUAGAACACUUUGAAAACUGAUCCUCCCUAAUACUUGAAGACACUU
Molecule: messenger RNA, 691 nt
Organism: Maylandia zebra (zebra mbuna)
Lineage: Eukaryota; Metazoa; Chordata; Actinopteri; Cichliformes; Cichlidae
Source: the annotation of a RefSeq genome assembly